AAAGUAUAAGAUUUUUUGAAAGAUCCACGUGUAUUAUUUUUAUACAAAAGUAAACCUUUUAUUGAAAGUAAAUCUUUAAUACGAUGUCUACUAUAAAUCUAGAAAAUUUCCAUAAAAGAGCCGCUGCUGCGGAAGAAGAAAUAGCUUUUUUAAAAAAAGAAAUUGAAUUUUUACGACAAAAUAUUACCACUAACAAUUCGAAAAUAAAUUCUAUAUCUGAAGAUGAAUAUAUAAAAUUAGAACAAGAAAAUGUAAAAUUAAAACAUAGAGUGGCUAUUUUAAAAAGGACUAUUGAAACUGAACGAGCAAAAUCAGAAAGCAAAGCAAAAGCAACAGAGAAUAAUGCCGUUAGUAUAUAUGAUACAUUAUAUAAUUUAUUUGAGAAAGCAAUUUCAACUGCAUAUCCAAAUGUUUGUGAACCUCCAGUAAUUAUAUCAAUUAGUACCAAUCCAAAAUUUGGAGAUUACCAAUGUAACAGUGCUAUGCCACUUUGUAAACAACUUAAUAAUGAUGGAAUUCAAACAAAACCACGAGAUGUUGCAAAUAAUAUUAUGUCAAAAAUAGAAGAAUCAAGCUUAGUCUCUAAGUUAGAAGUUGCUGGUGCAGGUUUUAUAAAUAUCUAUUUAAAAAAAGAAUUUACACAAACAAUUUUAACUACUUUAGUGAAAAAUGGGAAAGUAUUUCCACCUUAUACAAAAAAACAGAGAGUGAUUAUAGAUUUCUCAAGUCCUAAUAUUGCCAAAGAAAUGCAUGUUGGACAUCUAAGAUCUACUAUAAUUGGAGAUAGUAUUGCAAGAUUGUUAGAAUUUUUAGGACAUGAUGUAUUAAGAAUAAAUCAUGUUGGUGAUUGGGGCACACAAUUUGGAAUGUUGAUAGCUCAUCUUCAAGAUAGAUUUCCUGAUUAUUUAAUUAUAUCUCCACCUAUUAUAGAUCUCCAAAGCUUUUAUAAAGAAUCAAAGUCAAGAUUUGACGAAGACGAGGAAUUUAAGAAACGUGCUUAUAAUUGUGUUGUUAAAUUACAAGCAUUCGAUCCUGAAAUGACGAAAGCAUGGCAAUUAAUUUGUGAUGUUUCAAGAAAAGAAUUCGAAAAGAUAUAUAUUCGUCUAGAUAUUAAUUUAAUAGAAAGAGGAGAAUCUUUUUAUCAAAAACAUAUGGAAAUCAUAGUCAAAGAUUUAGAAGCAAAAGGACUAUUAGAAAAUGAUGAAGGACGAAAAAUAAUGUGGGGUAAACGUAAUAGUGAGAUUCCUUUAACCAUUGUCAAAUCUGAUGGUGGUUUUACUUAUGAUACAUCAGAUAUGGCGGCUCUUAAACAACGUAUAGAAGAAGAAAAAGCAGAUUGGAUAAUAUACGUAACAGAUGCUGGUCAAGCUAAGCAUUUUCAAAUACUAAAAAGUUGUGGUGAGCGAGCAGGAAUUAUAAAAAGUUACCAUAGAAUAGAUCAUGUUGGAUUUGGUGUUGUUCUUGGUAAAGAUAAAAAGAAAUUUAAAACAAGAUCAGGUGAUACAGUAAAAUUAAGUGAAUUACUUGACGAAGGUUUAAAGAGAGCAUUGGACAAACUAAAAGAAAAAGAACGCGAUAAAGUACUCACAGAAGAAGAAUUAAAAAUUGCACAAGAAUCUAUUGCUUAUGGAUGUAUAAAAUAUGCAGAUUUAUCACAUAAUAGAAACCACGAAUAUGUAUUUUCCUUUGAUAAAAUGUUGGAAGAUAAAGGCAAUACUGCUGUAUAUUUAUUAUAUGCUUUAACAAGAAUACGUUCUAUUGCAAGAGCAGCCAAUAUUACACAAAAUAAAUUGCAAGAAUUGGCACACAGUAAUCAAAUAUCAUUGGAGCAUGAAAAGGAAUGGAAAUUAGCAAAAGUAUUAAUUAAAUUUGCUGAUGUAUUAAUUAAAAUUACAAAAGAUUUAUAUCUACAUCAAUUAUGCGAAUAUUGUUAUGAAAUCUCAUGUGCUUUUAGUGAAUUUUAUGAUAAUUGUUAUUGUGUUGAGAAAAAUGAACUUGGAGAAAUAGUAAAUAUAAAUAUUGGUCGCAUGCUUUUAACCGAAGCUACUGCUAUUAUAAUGGAAAAAUGUUUUUCAAUACUAGGCUUAAAACCAGUUGCGCGUAUGUAAACAUAUUUAUACAAACACAUAAUAUAAAAUAACAAUAAAAAUCAUACUCUUUAUAGAAAUUUA
This is a messenger RNA of Apis laboriosa (Himalayan honeybee), 2171 nucleotides long. RefSeq names its product arginine--tRNA ligase, cytoplasmic (gene ArgRS). NCBI's taxonomy places the organism in Eukaryota, Metazoa, Arthropoda, Insecta, Hymenoptera, Apidae. Gene Ontology annotation, cellular component: cytoplasm. Bases 84 to 2108 code for a protein of 674 amino acids. The record is from RefSeq and is a predicted model, not a curated record. The transcript has 8 exons. Gene Ontology annotation, molecular function: arginine-tRNA ligase activity; ATP binding. Gene Ontology annotation, biological process: arginyl-tRNA aminoacylation.